Molecule: messenger RNA, 1269 nt
Organism: Durusdinium trenchii
Lineage: Eukaryota; Dinophyceae; Suessiales; Symbiodiniaceae
Source: the annotation of a GenBank genome assembly
AUGCAAGAGGCCAGCGACUGUUGCAGUGUCCCAUCUCACUCGUGCGUGUCUUUGGCAAAGGGCAUAGGUUUGGUUGGAGGGGAGAUGCACGAACCAGCAGCGAUGGAUAUUGAUGCCAUGAUACAAGCAUCCAAGGACAGGAUUGAAUCAGCUCAGCGGCGGUUGGCCGACUUGCAGAGAGAGAAGACUAUCGAACUACCUGAAACCCACCCUGAAGGUGCUCCGUACGUUGCCCGUGCUGAUGGUGGAUUUGUUGCUGGGAACGCUGUGACGCUCAGGCGGUAUGUGACUCCCAAGAAAGAUGGGACGUUGAAAUGCUCAAAGGACUGCUUUGACCUCUACCAGCAACCGGGUGGAAGUGCAAAACUGAAGGCAUUGCUGACACGCCACGGACAGCUUGGCAUAGUGGAAGCCUCCGUCAAACGCUGGAUCGAACGCAAAGCACGCUUUGAUAAAAAGGGUGGCUGGUACACCAAGAUUUGGCUUGCUACUGAACGUCACUGGACGAAGCCCAUGAUCCAGACUGCUUGGGAAUGGGCAGAGAAACGUGGAAAGAAAAGAAAGAAUCCGGUCCAUGGGGAGGAAGAGAUCUGUUUUGUGCUUGAUGAUGAGUUUUUGUUGAGAGAAGAAAGAGGGCAAUCGUUGUCUGCAAGCGGCAGCUUUGAGAUGGAGGAUCCUGACGCUGACUUGUUGGAUGGCGUUGUUGUGCCAGAAGCUUCCGUCCAUGCUAAUGACGCUGCUAAUUUUGCUGCUGACCAAAUGUGUGGACAUGAAGACGGGGACAAGAAUGAAGCAGCACGCGCUGGCUCGUCUUCUUUCAAGUUGCACUUCCCGAGUUUGAAGCAGAACGUCUCGCAGCUCUCCCUGCUCCCGACCUUUGUGGACGUUUGCAGCAAAAAGCUAGACAACAGUGACAAGGUCUUGGAACAGCUUCAGGAUGUGGGGACAGCGAAGGCAAUUGAGCUGAUUGGGCAAAUGAAGACCGUGCUUGCAGAGCUGAAGAAAACCCACCAGCGCAUGAUCGAGAUUCAAGCGGACUCGUUGGUGAAUGUGGAUAGGGACUUCGAAAAGGAGUUGCAACCUCUUCUGACAACUUGCACAAAGUUGGAUGUGACAUUGAACAACUAUGUUGUACGUGCCAGGAGCAUCAAGAAGCCCAAGGCCAAGGCCUCUGACUCCGGCAGGGCGAAAUCCAAGGCCCAGCCUAAGAAAAAGGCGAAGGCCAAAAAGCAACCCCGAAAACGGGCUGCGCCGGCAGGUGAGGAAUAG